Messenger RNA from Symbiodinium natans, 2961 nucleotides. The record is from the annotation of a GenBank genome assembly. Lineage: Eukaryota; Dinophyceae; Suessiales; Symbiodiniaceae.
AUGAGCAAUUCCAGCAGCUCGAGCUCGUCCACCUCCAGCUCCGGCUCUAAAGCCAAGGCUUCAAUGCAGGCUAGGAUAGCUGAGAAGAUGGCCCAACGAGACAAUGCGGAAAAUGAAUGGAUGGGUUGGAUCUGUCCUUGCGGAGGGAAAAACUUGACAAUGAAAGCAAGAUGUACGCUUUGUGGCCGAGUCAAGCCACUAAGCGCCCAUCAGAGGGGCGUCGGUCAAGCAGCCGCUGCCAUAGAACGAGCUCGGCUGCCGAGCAGAAGUCGCAGCAGAAACCGGCCGAAGUCAAAACGACGAAGCCAAAGCCAUCCAAACCACCGUAGCCGAAAUCGUUCAUCGAGCAGCAGCUCAUCUUCUGGCGAUCCCACCGCCAAAGACAGGCAAGGAGAAGUGACAGAUGCCAAGCGCGAAGCUAUGCAGCAUCUGCAGGACAUCAAAGAGAUGACAGAUGGACAGGGCGCAGCCCUCGGUGUGGCCGACCUCCAGGUUGUGGGCCUUGCAGGCUAUUCGGCAAUAGGUGAGCGUAGAAUGGUCGAUGAAUGCGAGUCCGGCCAUAAGACGGGGAUUUCUUUCCACUUGUUCGUGCGGCCACUGUCAGGUCCGCAGCUUCCUGGAUCCGUCAACGACAGGCAGAUCGGCUGGGUGACCGAUGCGUAUCUGCAAGACAAUCGUUCCGAAGCAAUGCUUGCGUCCAAGUGGCACCGGCUUGUGUUGCAAGCGCUGGAGGAGGUUGUGGCAUAUGCUGUGCAACUGGAGACCUACCUGGCACAGGCCAAGCCAGAAGAUCGUAGUGCUGAUCCCGAGUGGAUGGAAAAGUGCAUGCAGUUUUGUUUGUAUCUCGGAACCGAGUUGCAGCAGAUCACUGACGCACUGUCGCAGCACGGUCUCUCGCAGAACGCUGCGGGCAAGUAUGCAGUUGCUGCCUGUGAGGUUGUUGGCAGCAGCGAGCACGAGCUCAGCGUGGCCCAGGGCGCACGCGUGCUUGUCGUCGAUGCUGACAACGCAGACUGGAUUUGGUGCAAAGCCGAGGAUGGUCUUUCUGAAGGUUGGGUGCCGCGAUCCUUCCUGGAAAUGGAGCCUGGCAGCACAGCCGACACCGGCAAGGACUUGCCAGGUUGGAUCAAGGUCAAUGAGCGUGCAAGGUGGUGGUCCAACUCGCAGAAGCAAUUCUGCGAUGUGACGAUCACCCUCGUGGACGAGUCUGCUAGACAGGUCACUGUCACCUUUGUUCAGGAUGCAGCUUGUUGGAAGAUGGUGCCGUUUGAGCACUUCCUUCAAAAACAGGAGGACUGGCUGCUACAGCCCUUCCAGCAGAAGGCGAAGGAGUUGAUGCAACAGUUGCCAGAUUGGGUACAGCCAGGCAAACAGGCAUAUUGGUGGUCUUCAAGCCAACACCGUGUACUGCCGGUUCAGAUCAAAGAUGUCUGCUCCAGGACGCGCCAGGUGAAGGUGGUUUUCAAUUGCAACAAAACAGUGAAGAAGCUCGUGCAAUUCCACGAGCUGAUUGAUUCUCCUAAAGAAUGCCUUCUCCAGAAGGAGAGGUCAGGACAUACCUGGAGGAAACCCCGACGAAAGUCGAGGGACUCGAAAGGUUCUAAAGAAUCAGCGGAGGCCGGAAGCCAAACAGAAGUUGCUGAAGAUCUCGGUGCCACAAAGGGCUUGGGAGACAUCAUGGCAGAAAUGACGCAGGAUAUUGGCGACAUAAUGGCUGAGGGCGAUGAAUCAGAGGAUGGCGGCGGUGGCCUCCGCAAGGCUUUGACUUUCAUGGGAAGCUCCGAGUUCUUACAGGUUGACGUCAACUCCAAAGAUGAUUCAGCUGACAGGGUGCCAGCCUUUGGCUACGAUGAUGAGCUCGCCACAACAGCUGGGAAGGACGAUGGUGCCGCCAAGGAAGAGACCGGCGAGCAUUUGCAGCCCAGUGGAAUUGUGCAGGCAAGCGAGGCGGGCACGGAAAUCGGUGAUGCCAUUGGUCAAGAGGAUGUGCAGCAGGCGGGGCUCCAGCAGCACAGCGUGGUGUCCAAGGGCAAACCCGCCGCAGUGAUGGGGUUCUCUCAGUCAGAGGAAAACAUGAUGGAGCUUCUGGAGGCCACUGAGGCCCUUGAGGCCAUUGAGGCCACCGUCGGCGACCCGAAAGGAAUCGUUACCCAGGAAGGUCCUGUGCAAGGGGGCGAGACGCAAGAGCUGUACGACACCUUAGACAAGGAGUUGCUUGCGGAGUUGGCGCCCCCUUCGUCCGAUGAGCCCUCCGCAGAAGGUGCUGAGCCUGAGGAUGCUGGCAGCGCAGCCGCAGUAUCUGGCCUCACUUUGGAUGCGGAGCCGGCGCAGCCGGCGCAGCCGGCGCAGACUCAAGGACGGGGUGACGAGCAGGCUGCAGAUCCCGAUAGUGGGGUACAGGCCACAGGGAGCGAUCCUGCGGUACCUGGUGAACCUGGAGAUGCCGCUGCAACUCCAGCCCCUGGACCACUAACGUCUGCAGAAGGGGCUGCCGAGGUCUGUGCACAUGCAGAAGCGGCAGGCGCGACACAGGAGAAUAUUCUGGAGCACGAGGAGGCCACCGUCGGCGACCCGAAAGGAAUCGUUACCCAGGAAGGUCCUGUGCAAGGGGGCGAGACGCAAGAGCUGUACGACACCUUAGACAAGGAGUUGCUUGCGGAGUUGGCGCCCCCUUCGUCCGAUGAGCCCUCCGCAGAAGGUGCUGAGCCUGAGGAUGCUGGCAGCGCAGCCGCAGUAUCUGGCCUCACUUUGGAUGCGGAGCCGGCGCAGCCGGCGCAGCCGGCGCAGACUCAAGGACGGGGUGACGAGCAGGCGUUGGGCCCCGCAUUGCCCGCAUGGCAUGGCACGGUGUUGGUGUCAGUAUGGACGUUUGAUGGACGUUUGCCGAUGUCCCUGGCUGUUGACAGGCUGCAGAUCCCGAUAGUGGGGUACAGGCCACAGGCCAUACACUCCGGUCGCUGA